Messenger RNA from Epinephelus moara (kelp grouper), 1584 nucleotides. It is a transcript of the gene ppp1r3c2b, whose product is annotated as protein phosphatase 1 regulatory subunit 3C2, duplicate b. Gene Ontology annotation, cellular component: protein phosphatase type 1 complex. The record is from RefSeq and is a predicted model, not a curated record. NCBI's taxonomy places the organism in Eukaryota, Metazoa, Chordata, Actinopteri, Perciformes, Serranidae. Gene Ontology annotation, molecular function: protein phosphatase 1 binding; glycogen binding. The coding region runs from base 672 to 1559 and encodes 295 amino acids. The transcript is spliced from 3 exons. Gene Ontology annotation, biological process: regulation of glycogen biosynthetic process.
UGGUACAUGAGGAUUCAUGUAACUCGAUACAUACACACGUACUUGGAUUGAUAUUUGAAUAGGUGAGGGGCACGCUGAGAAUCGUUUUGAAAUCUGGCCCUCCUCUGCGUCACACAUACUGACAUGCUGCGGGGCGGCGAUCCCUCCAGGACAGAAGCCAGCUAAAAGGUGACUUGAAUCCAAGCCUCAGUGGCCACAGACAGGUCUGAGAAUAGAGCCGGACAUGACUGGAAUAGUUUCCACAAUGCAGAGAUGCAUUACAUACAGUAGUGCUGUAUGUACUGAACUGCCAAGUCAGUACUGGACAAAAUGUAAGAGGACAAUACAGAGACAUAACAAUAAAAUGUUUUUUUCUUCACAGUCAGGUACAGAAUUAGAGAAGAAGUAGCACCCAAGUUAAAUGUUGCUGUAAAUGAUCUUGAAAUCUGCACUAUAGGCAAGUCUUUAAGAACAAAACCACAAUAAUAAGCUGAUUGGUCAGGAGAGUGGAGAGGGUGGGGCAUACAACGUGACAUAGUAACCGAGGUAGUAUAAAUAGGGUCCUGUGCAUGAUUCCCCCACGGGUGAAAGGAUGACUGACACAACAGGCAACAACGUGCUGCUCUUGGCAGUUUAGUCCCAACCAAACCACUGAGGAUAAUAUUCCCAUCAUUCAACACCAGACUAUCAGUAUGGAGGUGUCCAGUACAACUGUCCUGCCCAUGGUCGGCCUCGGGUCCAUGGCCCACUCAGCUGGACUUGCGGAGAUUGCUGUCAGACUGUGCUUGAACCAAAGUAAACAGCUCUGUCCUCAUGUUUGGGUUCCCAUCCUGAAGCCCCUGCGCCCUUGCAUCCGCCCCUCAAUUUCAGAUCAGCUAUCCUCUGACGUCUUGAGCCGAGCCUAUCUGACCAACCCCUUCCCAUCUUCCUUGGAGGACUGGGACGAUGAUGAUGAUGUUUUGCUCCCAAUCAAGAACAAACGUGUGAUUUUCGCUGACUCGUGCGGAUUGUCCCUAACAGCCGUGCGGGUGUUUUCUGAUGAAGAGGAGCAGCCUGACCUUGACCUCCUGCCAUCGCUGCAGGGAUUGGGAAGCAUGACAGAGGAUGGCUACAGCUGCACCGUCAGCACCUGCUGCCCAGGAACGAGCCUCAAACUGGGCUUCCCGCAGCCUUCUGCAGAUUUCCAGGCCUUUCGUGCCAAGCUGGCAGAGAGCAUGGUUACCCUGGAGAACUGCAGCCUUACAGAACAGAUCGUCCAAGGUACCGUCCGAGUCAGGAACAUCAGUUUCCAGAAGGAUGUGCGUAUACGUAUCACGUUUGACUCGUGGCAGAGUUACAGAGACGUGCCCUGUACGUACGUGCAGAAACGCUUCGGAGGGCCUCAGACAGAUAUCUUUGAAUUUGAAGUAGCCAUUCCUAAAGUCCUAGAUGCCAAAAGGAAGAUAGAAUUCUGUUUAAGUUAUUUACCAGGAGGGCACAGCGAGCCGUUUUGGGACAAUAACAGCGGACAGAAUUACAGCAUUGCUGUGUGUGUGAGCUCACACCUCUGUCGCGGGAAGAAUCCAAGUGAAAGGGCAUGACUUACUCAAGCUGGAAAUGAUCCAG